ACUGAAUACCGUAUAAAAACACCAAAAAUACUAAUUUUGUGAACGUCUUGAUAGAGAGAUUCAGCAGGUGCGACUGUUGGUGUCAUCUUCAUAAAGAAUGGUGCUGAAGUGGCUCCUGAGAAUGUCUUUCAUUGGAUUUCUCCUGACUGAGAUCACUGGAAUUCCAGCAGAUUCCAAGAAAGUUCUGGGAAGUCAGUUUAAGCAAAAUGUUUUGCAGGAAACUAUCAACUUGAUCAGCAAGUUUUAUGAAGGGCUCAGUGAUGGUGAAGGAAAUAUUAAUAAAGCAUCACAAACUUCUCUUGAUCUCCUAAACUUCUUCAAGCAGUUUAGAUCAUCAACCAAGUGCCAGCAAGCUUCUGGCUCAGUGGAGACUGCCUUAAGAAUCAUCCAACACCAUGUACUCUUGAGCCACCAGUGGUCAUUCAAUGUAUCAGAUCUUUUAACCUUGACUGACCUUAAUGAUCUGAUGCCUAACACAGAGCAUUCACCUGUUGUCCAAUCCUCUGCCUGCAAGAAGGACUGCUGGUCCAACCGUUAUAGAUCCAUCAAUUCCAACUGCAACAACAGGAGGGCUCCAAAACUGGGGGCAACUAAUACUCCUUAUGCCCGUUGGCUUCCUGCUCAAUAUGAGGAUGGAUUUUCACUUCCAAAAGGCUGGAUAGAAGGGAAACUGUAUUCAGGAUUUCCCCUACCACUGGCCCGAGAGGUUUCCAAUAAAAUUCUGAAAACAAGUAUUGAAGAUAUAAUUGAAGAUUCUGAAUGGACUCAGCUCUUUAUGGAGUGGGGGCAGUGGAUGACACAUGACAUGAGUUUAAUCCGCCCAGCUCAGAAUCUUGAAAUGUCUAGUAACAACAUCAACUGUGAAAGGUCUUGCGUGCAAAGAAGUCCAUGUUUCCCUAUUAAGCUACCACAUGGUGAUCCACGGAAUACAGGCACUUAUCCAUGCAUGCCAUUCAUUCGAUCAGCUCUUGUAUGCUGCCCAGGGUUUUCAGGCCUGAGUGGAUGUGACCAGAUCAAUAUGCAGACAUCCUAUAUUGAUGCCAGCAGUAUUUAUGGUAAUAUGGAGCUCCAGGCAAAGAGACUCAGAGAUUUUACUAGUGACCUGGGCCUGUUGAAGGUCAAUCCCACUUUUUCAGACAACAACUUGAAAUACCUGCCCUUUGAAAACCAUGGACCAAAGGAUCCCUGUACCAUCGCCCACAACAGCUCCUCUUGCUUUGGCAUAAGAGUUCCCUGUAUGUUAGCUGGCGAUAACCGCGCAAAUGAAAACCUGGGACUACUCAGUUUUCAUACAUUAUUCCUCCGGGAACACAAUCGCUUGGCGACAGAGCUGAAAAAGCUAAAUCCUCACUGGAGUGGAGAAACAAUCUACCAGGAGGCAAGGAAAAUCAUUGGGGCAUUUCAGCAGAUUAUAAAUUACAGGGAUUAUGUUCCCCUAGUAAUUGGUAAGGAUGAAACAGAGAAAUAUCUCCAUCAAUACCAAGGUUACAAUGCAUCAGUAGAUCCCAGGCUGUCCAAUGUUUUUGCUACAGCUGCAAUGCGCUUUGGGCAUGUCACGAUCCAGCCAAUCAUGAAACGUUUUAAUGAAAAAUACCAGGAGGACUCGAGGUAUCCCAGCAUGCUCCUACAUGACACUUUCUUCGCUCCAGGGAAUUUAAUUGGGAAAGGUGGAAUUGAUCCAAUCAUUCGGGGCUUGUUUGGUUACCCUGCCAAAUUGCAGUCUCAAAGCUCCAUGAUGCCAGAUGAACUGCGUGAGAAGCUAAUUGUACCAUCACAACAUAUAGCCCUGGACCUGUCUGCCAUAAAUAUACAGCGCUCUCGGGACCAUGGGCUUCAAGGUUACAAUGCUUGGCGAAGGUUCUGUGAGCUUUCUGAGCCCCAAAAUAUUGUGGAUCUUUCUCUUGUUCUUAACAAUAUGGAACUUGCAACUAAUCUCCUUAAGUUGUAUGGAAGCCCGGAUAACAUUGAUGUGUGGGUGGGGGGCAUCUCAGAACCCUUCAUGGAGGGUGGCAGGGUAGGCCCUUUGUUCGCCUGUUUGAUAGGACAACAAUUCAAGAACUUGAGAGAUGGAGACAGAUUCUGGUGGCAAAACAAAGGUGUUUUUACUGACAACCAGCAGCAGGCUCUUCAACAUAUUUCAUUCUCCAGAGUGAUCUGUGAGAACAGCAAGAUUGAAGAACUCCCUCGGGAUGUGUUUAGGUACAGGCCAUAUCCAGAAGGAUAUGUCAAGUGCAACCAUAUCCCACAGGUAGACCUGAGUGCCUGGAAAGAGAAUACUGAUGUAACUCCCUGUGGCUCUGUCCCGGUUGUUGCUGAUGCCCAUUUCUCAAUCUGUAAAUCUUUGGUCAGAUACACCUGUAACUCAGGGUUCAAGUUGAUUGGAAAGGAUACCCUAAAAUGUUUGAAUAACGGCCAAUGGAACUCUACACCACCCAGGUGUACAGAACCUCAACCAGUGACAUCCGAAGGAAAUACAGCGAGUACAGAUUUUCUCAAAGACGGCUCAGGAGUUGAUGCUUGGGCUACACCCUAACACCAAAUUGCUUCUCAACUAUGAGGAUACAAGAGAGGUGGAUGGGGAUGAAGUUUACCAUUAAAUAUAGGAAUACAGCUAUUAUGUGCUCUCUCCACCAGUGCCAAGAAAGUACUCAACAAAAUGGAGUGAGUCUUCCCCUUCAGUCCCUUUUAAAGCAUGGUCUUUGGCAAUACAGUCACUGGAUAUGAUUCCAGUCCUCACACUUUUACAUAUUUGAUUCUGGGGUAUGAGUGACGAUAGCAAGGCAGCAUUUACUUCCAAUCACCAUUUGCCCUUGAGAAGAUUGUGGUGGUGACUUUUUUCCCCCUUUUACUUUCCCAGACCCUUGCAGAGGACUGCUCUCAAAUGCUUAUGGAGUAAUCAGCAGAGCAGCACAUAAAAUAUUCUCCGUCAAGGUGGUAUUGUGUCGUGUGAAAGUAGCCCCCAAACCCCAAACACACACCCACCCCUGGCACACCCCUUCCCCCUGUUGCCCUUUCCUACCCCCCAACUUCUUCAGAACCUCUUCCAAACCCUUUAUAAUUCAGCAGAAGACUCUACGGCAGCAUAAGUUUUGGAUCUUCGGGGCAUGCCACUUCAGUGAAAUAAUCAGAAAUGCUGGAUUUUGAGAUAUGCUUUUAUUUGGAUGGCUAUAUGCUAAACUGACAGUUUUGUCAUCAUUACAACCAAAGAUUCCACAGGUAACUUCAUCAAUUGUUUGUGAUUAUUAGAGCUGCUUAAUUUGGCUAAUCCAUGUGCCUACAUAUUCGUGACUGCAAUUCAUUUGAAUGUACAUGCAGAGGCUUACAAUAAGUGCAAGAUCUUUCCAAUAACCAAGGACAUUGUUUAAAUUGAGUAAUCUGUUUGUUCUGAUGUUGUUGAUCUCAGCUAACGCUCUGAUGCUCUUAUCAUUAAUAUAUUGUUGUCUGUUGCUGUGAUUACUCUUUUCUUGUGCAGAAUCAGUAAAAUAAAUUAGUAGCAACCAUGUUACAUCCUAUGCAAUUCCUUGUCUGACAUGGGUCAAAUAAAUGGUGUCUAUACCAGCACUGAAAUAGUUGUUCUCUUGUUAAGAAUUGCUCUCUCCUUCUCCCUCUCUCCUUCAUUUUCUGGGUUUUCCCUAUACCCGGCAAAAUGUUUUGUUCUCUCUUUGUCCUUCAACUCAACUGGCAACUUCCCACCAACAGUACAAACAUAAUUA
Stegostoma tigrinum is the source of this 3713-nucleotide messenger RNA. Its product is annotated as eosinophil peroxidase-like. The transcript is spliced from 15 exons. NCBI's taxonomy places the organism in Eukaryota, Metazoa, Chordata, Chondrichthyes, Orectolobiformes, Stegostomatidae. The coding region runs from base 98 to 2533 and encodes 811 amino acids. Gene Ontology annotation, molecular function: heme binding; peroxidase activity. The record is from RefSeq and is a predicted model, not a curated record. Gene Ontology annotation, biological process: response to oxidative stress.